AUGAAGUCGUUAUGGGUACAAUGGAUGCAUGACUAUAAGAUAAAAGGUUCAUAUUUUUGGGUGGUUGCUCCUCGUGGAAGUAUGAGUUGGGGGUGGAGGAAACUGUUACAAAUGCGAGACACUAUUAGACCGUAUAUUUGGAAGAAGAUUGAUAAUGGUGUAAAUACCUUUGUAUGGACAGAUAAUUGGUGUGUCGAGAGCCCUUUGCUCAGUUUUAUCACUCCAAGGAUGAUUGCAAGUGCUGGGUGCAAUCUGAAUAGUAAAGUGGCUGACCUUAUUCGGGACAAUCAAUGGUUGUGGCCGGAUGCUUGGUAUAAUGUGUUCCCUGUUCUAAUUCAUAUACCACAUAUACAAAUCAAUGAUAAUGAAGAUCGAAAUGUAUGGAAAUGUUCGAAUGGUGUAGAGACUGAUUUUUCUUCAAAAGUGGUUUGGGAUUCGUUGAGAAGGAAACAAGGUGAAGUCGAUUAG
Molecule: messenger RNA, 468 nt
Organism: Erigeron canadensis
Lineage: Eukaryota; Viridiplantae; Streptophyta; Magnoliopsida; Asterales; Asteraceae
Exons: 1
Coding region: 1-468 (155 amino acids)
Source: RefSeq, a predicted model, not a curated record